Molecule: messenger RNA, 1083 nt
Organism: Acanthaster planci (crown-of-thorns starfish)
Lineage: Eukaryota; Metazoa; Echinodermata; Asteroidea; Valvatida; Acanthasteridae
Biological process (GO): peptidyl-tyrosine dephosphorylation involved in inactivation of protein kinase activity
Cellular component (GO): signaling receptor complex
Molecular function (GO): protein tyrosine phosphatase activity; protein binding
Source: RefSeq, a predicted model, not a curated record
UGGCAAGACUGCUGAUCAGUGAUGUUCCAAUAGCACUGAUCCACACCACGAUGCUUGCCGGGGGCGUUUGUUCUGUCUACCAGACCCUUAUGGAUGCUCCUGUGCUGCAGGUUACCAGGGAUUAGACUGUAUGCAAGAGUGUCGCGAAGGGACGUUUGGUGCAAAUUGCAAGCAGACUUGUCACUGUGCAUCAGGAGGGACGUGCAGUAAAGAUACAGGAGAAUGCACCAAUGGUUGUGAGCCUCCACAUUUUGGAACUAAUUGCCAGUGCUCAACUGAAACUGGCGUUCUUGGUCUUGACGUGACAUCAGGUGACCCACAUCAGUUGUUCAUCACUUUUCAACCAGAUGCCUGUGCCUCAGAUUACGAACUGAGACAUCAGUGUGAAGACAUUGCAUCCGUGCAUCGCGUACCACAAACCUUCAAUUAUUUCUUAACUGGUAUCGAGUCUCCAUCAAACUACAUUGUUCAAGUCCGACCGAUAUAUAUUGGAGGUGUGAGAGGACCUGAGGUUUCCCAUCUGCAACCAAGCAUACCGAAAGAGCCUCCAACUCGAGUGAAUUUAACUUUAGCAACACCGUACAGCCUGAGUUUCUCCUGGAGUAAACCACCUUGUGGAAGCCGAGGUGGCAUCAUCACAGGCUACACAUAUAAACUGACUGAGAUAAGCCCGGAAUCCCAAGUAGUCAUUCAAUCAGUGACAUCAGAGGAAUCGGUGACAAUCGAAGGUUUAACGCCGCUGACUGAAUACAGUUUUCAGGUUGCUGCCAAUACCAUUGCGGGAGCUGGACCGUUCAGUCGGGUUGCAAUGGAGGCAACUGUUGAUGCCGGCUUAUCGUUGGCGGUCGUCGUCGGAGUACCAGCUACCAUUGUGAUCCUGAUUCUGCUAAUAAUAGUUACCCUGGCGGUCUAUAAAAGAAGGAGACGUCGACAAAACAGGUCUCCUUGGAAUUGAUGGCGAUACUUCAAGCCAUCAAGCCAACAACACUGCAGAGCCAGAAUGCACGUUGGAGCCUGCCGUGUACGAGAACGCCAUUGUAGAAUGCACGUUGGAGCCUGCCGUGUACGACAGCGCAUCCGUCG